This is a messenger RNA of Brassica napus (rape), 1787 nucleotides long. Its product is annotated as transcription factor bHLH95-like. Gene Ontology annotation, biological process: regulation of DNA-templated transcription; endosperm development. The transcript is spliced from 3 exons. The record is from RefSeq and is a predicted model, not a curated record. The coding region runs from base 555 to 1496 and encodes 313 amino acids. Gene Ontology annotation, molecular function: protein dimerization activity; DNA-binding transcription factor activity. NCBI's taxonomy places the organism in Eukaryota, Viridiplantae, Streptophyta, Magnoliopsida, Brassicales, Brassicaceae.
AAAGAACAAUAAAAACAAAUAAUUUAUACAAUAUACGUUAUUUGAUUUGAACGUUUUACAAAAUACACUUCAUGUACAACUGUUAUUCUGAUUAACUUCACUGUUCCACACAAUAAUUCGAACGUUGAGAACCAAAAUAUGCUAAAGACAAAUCAGGGUGUUGUGGCAUAAUGAUGAGUUAACUCGUAAAUCAAUAUUCUGGUAAAUUUUUGUUUCCUUCAUAGAAACGCAUUUUCCAUAUUAUGUAAUAUAUGGGCAAGUGCAUUGAACGUUAUAACGUAGGAUCGUGGUAGACUAAUGGUACACUACGUAUCAUAUUUUAGUACUAUCAGGUUAAAACUACACAACUGCUUCGAAUAAAAACUUUUACAUCGUUUUUAUUUUGAUGCCUUAGUAACGGUUUCGAUAAUAUUUUGGACUUUUCCUAAUAGUUCACUUAUCUUUUUAUUUAUAUCUCCUCCUAUUUCUCUUUCUUUCACCAUCUUUAAACGUCUCUCUCUUUUAUAUAAGACAUUCAUAGAAGCAUAAUAAAUACAACAAAGCAAAAAGGUAAAAUGAGCAUUCAGUUCAAUAUGACUAAUGCUCAAGAGUUGGGGCAAGAGACUAUUGUGUGGGGCAUAUCCAAUUCUGAUGAUUCUCAAGGUGGCUGCAAGAGAAUCGACAAGCAACCGCCUCUAGUGCGUCCUUCUCAUCCGUCUGAAAUUCCGACAUCCGAUAAGAAAGCUUCAAAAGGAAAAAAGAGGACCCAAAGAAAUGAGAAAAAUCAUGUAGAAGAAUCACCCGAUCAUGAAAUACAUAUAUGGACUGAAAGAGAAAGGAGGAAGAAGAUGAGAGAUAUGUUUGCUAAACUACAUGCUUUGCUUCCCCAACUUCCUCCUAAGGCAGACAAAUCAACAAUCGUAGACGAGGCAGUGAGCUCCAUCAAAUCCCUUGAACAAACUUUACAUAAUCUCCAGAUGAGAAAACUCGAGAAACUUCAAUAUUCUUCGGCUUCAAACACAACAACUACUACUGCUUUCCCUUAUGAUCCAUCUUCUUCUCCUACAGUUCUCCUCACACCAAUAUCAAACCAGCCCCAUAUCCUUCCCGUAGGUGCCGCCUCAGCAGAUUCUUACUCCCGUGAAGCUUUAUUGGCCAAUCAGAUAUCUUCUUCCAGCAUGAACCUGCCCUACCCUUGUGAUGACCCGACUGCUGAGUUUGAUACUUGGUCCACACGUAACGCCGUGCUGAAUAUUUGUGGAAAUGAAGCUUUCUUCAGUUUGUGUUGCCCUAAAGACAAAUCAGGGGUUUUCACUAAUAUGUGUUACUUGUUUGAGAAGUAUAACAUUGACGUUAUAUUUGCUAGUGUCUCCUCUAAUGUUUUCCGGAGCACCUACAUGAUCCAAGCACAAGUAAAGCCGAGCUAUGAGAAUCAGUUAUUGGGAGAUGGGUUUGGAGCUGCGGAAAUUUUCAAGCAAGCUGCUCAAGAAAUGGCCUUAUGUUUUUCAUCUUCUUGAAUCAAAUAUGGCUUCGGUUUAAAUUUAUUUUCAGGUCAUAAAAUGAAUUUUCAGUUUUAAGUACUUUAGGGUCUUUUGCAAAGUCCUUUUUUUUAUGUGCAUGCAGAGAUUAGUUUGGACUUUGAACUUUAACACCCAUUAUAAGAAAGCAAAACAAGAAUAAAGAGAAGUGAUAUCUUCUUGGAACAUUGUUGUCUUAGUGCUUGUUCCCGGAAAUUUUAGUUUAUUUUUCCUUAAUCAAUGUAUAUUGGCAAACAUUGUCCAAUAGAAUAUAGAAUGCAUUGUUCUGUA